Drosophila virilis is the source of this 6576-nucleotide messenger RNA. RefSeq names its product Mucin related 2B (gene Mur2B). The record is from RefSeq and is a predicted model, not a curated record. Gene Ontology annotation, cellular component: extracellular region. NCBI's taxonomy places the organism in Eukaryota, Metazoa, Arthropoda, Insecta, Diptera, Drosophilidae. Gene Ontology annotation, molecular function: chitin binding.
CCGAAACCGACUGCCCAUAUCAAAUAUAUAUAUAGACACAGAUCGAUUGAUAGAUUGCCCGACCCUCAAGUGUCUAGUGGGGACCAACAUGACGAACUGCAUCUGGCUGCUGGCCCUUGUGGUCGCGAUCAAUGCCCGCUCGCUGCACGUACCGCAUGGAUACGGUGGUGGCUUGCCACCGCCGCCGCCGCCUCCACCUCAUCUGCUGCCCAAUCCCUACUAUGCACAGCCGUACGGCUAUCCACCUGCGCCGGCCUAUGGCUAUGGCUAUCAGCCGCAGCCGCUCCUCUACAGUCCGCCCGGCAGCUACUAUGACAGCAUGUACGGCAUACGCAAGCCCCUGCCCGGCGGUGGCAAUCCCGUAGCUGUGGACUAUAACAAUCGCUGCUCGAGAAAUUACGUGGGCAUCAAGCCGCAUCCGGAUCAGCAGCAAUACUAUUAUGUCUGUCGGCCCAACUGUGUGAUCUUUAGCAAAUGCCCCAACCUGGAGAAAUUCAGCUCGAGUACAGGUCGUUGCGUGGAGCGCGUGCAUCCCGAUUAUCCGCCCAUUUGCCGGAAGGAGGGUCGCUUCCCCUACCACCAUGACUGCAAGAUCUAUUACAAGUGCGACGAGCGUUUGAUGCCACAUUUAUACAGCUGCCCCUCUGGCACCAUAUUCUCACCACCGGCGAGCAAAUGCAUACCCGGCGAUGAGUGUCCUUCGACGGAGAUCUCCAACAGCGGCAGCUAUAUACCAGAGAACUGUGAGCUCAAGUUUCCCGAGUGCACAGCUGAGGGCACCUUUAGAUCUCCCAAGGACUGUGCCUUGUACUACACCUGCAAGCUGCAGGCCAGCGGAAACUAUUUGCAAACACGUUUCAAAUGUCCUGGCAGCAACAGCUUCGAUCAGCAACGCAAAAUUUGCCGACCACAUCGUGAAGUCGACUGCGGCGCCUAUCCUCCCAUCUCAGACCUUGGACCCUACGCUCCAAUGACACCCUACUAUCCGUAUGUCUCCGAGGCGGACUUUGACACCGCGCCAGAGAAAAAAGUGCCAGAGCAGCCAGAAGCCGGCGCUUUGUCCACGGAAUCUAAAGUGGGCAACAUUCGGGAGCCUGAAGAAACCGUUGUUGUUAUUCUGCCCAAGACGACAACGACAACAACAGUUGCGACUCCUCCUAAAUAUCAAGGCUAUCCGUCUUAUCCUUCGUAUCCCUCUUACCCCUCGUAUCUCUCUUACCCCAACUAUAACUAUGGCGACCCGCAUUUUGAGUCCGAAGCACUUGUCAAGGAGAAUCAAGAGUUGGAAUCACCGUCAACCGGUUCUCCUGAAGCUCCGACCACAACUCCGAGCCCAACCAUCAAAAGUACAAAAGCCCCGACGAUGACACAUGAAGCUGCCUUCAAAAGUAUGAUCCAGAAAAAAAUUGUUAUACUGCCAACGAAAUGCCCAACCAACGAGAAACCGACCACUGAGGCACCUAAUACCACCAGCACAAAGACAAUUACAACUCCCAAGUCAACAACAAAAAACAAUCCCACAACAACCAGAAAACCAACAACUACGACUCCAAAGCCUUCAACUUCUACAGCUAGACCAACAACAACUUCACCUAAGCCCACAACAGCCAAUACUCCCACAACUCCGAAGCUAACCAAUACAACUCCUAAGCAAACAACAACUGGCACAAUGACAACAACUCCGAAAGUCACUACUACAACUCGUCAACCUACAACAAAAAGCACAACAAAAGUAACAACUGCUAGACCAAGUACAACAACUUCUCAGUUAACAACAACUAGAGGCCCCACAACUCUAAAAACAACCAUAACAACUAAACAAACAACGACUAACUUACCUGCAACAACUCCUAAAAUAACAACUACUAGCGCAACUACAAAAACUUCUCAGCCAACAACAACUAGAGCUCCAACAACUCUGAUAACAACUGAACCAACACCAACCAAAAUAACUACAAAACCAACUACGAUAACAACUUCUAAGCUGACAACAGCUAGCAAGGCAACAACGACAUCAAAACGUUCCACUUUAACUUCUAAACCAACAGCAACUAGCAAUCCCACAACAACUGGGAAACCAAUAACUACGACUCCGAAGCCGACAACUUCUACAGCAACAACGGCUAGACCAACAACACCCAAACCAACAACAACUAGCACUACCAAACCACCCACAUCUGGCACACAUUCAACAACAUUUAAACCAACAACUUCAACUUCCAAGCCAACAACAACUAGCGCUUCGACAACAAUAUCAAGCAUCCCCACGACUUCGAAGCCAACCGCAACGCCCAAGCCGACAACAACUAGUAGUGCGACAGCCACCUCUAAGCCAACAACAACUGCUGGACAAACAGCAACAAGCACUCCAACAUCAUCAACAACUCCUAAACCAAUCACUAAUAGCCCCACAACAACGCUGAAACCAAUCACUACAACUUCUAAACCAACAACUGCCAGGCAAACGGCCACAAGCACUCCAGCAACUCCUAAGUCAACAACAGGUAGACCCCAAACGACUCCUAAGCCAAUAACUACAACUCCUAAACCAACAUCUGGCAACCCCACGACUCUGAAACCAAUCACUACAACUCCGAAACCAACAACUGCCAGGCAAACGGCCACAAGCACUCCAGCAACUCCUAAAUCAACAACAGGCAGUCCCAUAACGACGCCUAAGCCAAUAACUACAACUCCUAACCCAACUUCUGGCAACCCCACGACUCUAAAACCAAUCACUACAACUCCGAAACCAACAACUGCCAGGCAAACGGCCACAAGCACUCCAGCAACUCCUAAGUCAACAACAGGUAGACCCCAAACGACUCCUAAGCCAAUAACUACAACUCCUAAACCAACAUCUGGCAACCCCACGACUCUGAAACCAAUCACUACAACUCCGAAACCAACAACUGCCAGGCAAACGGCCACAAGCACUCCAGCAACUCCUAAAUCAACAACAGGCAGUCCCACAACGACGCCUAAGCCAAUAACUACAACUCCUAACCCAACUUCUGGCAACCCCACGACUCUAAAACCAAUCACUACAACUCCGAAACCAACAACUGCCAGGCAAACGGCCACAAGCACUCCAGCAACUCCUAAGUCAACAACAGGUAGACCCCAAACGACUCCUAAGCCAAUAACUACAACUCCUAAACCAACAUCUGGCAACCCCACGACUCUGAAACCAAUCACUACAACUCUUAAGCCAACAACUGCCACGCAAACGGCCACAAGCACUCCAGCAACUCCUAAAUCAACAACAGGCAGUCCCCAAACGACUCCUAAGCCAAUAACUACAACUCCUAAACCAACAUCUGGCAACCCCACGACUCUGAAACCAAUCACUACAACUCUUAAGCCAACAACUGCCAGGCAAACGGCCACAAGCACUCCAGCAACUCCUAAAUCAACAACAGGCACUCCCCAAACGACUCCUAAGCCAAUAACUACAACUCCUAAACCAACAUCUGGCAACCCCACGACUCUGAAACCAAUUACUACAACUGCUAAACCAACCUCUGGCACCGCUACGACUCCGAAACCAGCCACUUCAACUUCUAAGCCAACCACUGUGACAUCCACAACCACGCUGAAACCACGCACGACCCGUAAGCCGACAUCAGCAACCCCUAAGCCAACAACAACUGCUGGACAAACAGCCACAAGCCCUCCUACAACAUUAACAACUCCUAAUCCAAACUCUGGCACGCCCACGACUGCAAAACCAGCCACUGAAACUCCUAAACCAACUUCUGGCACCUCCACGACUCCGAAACCAGCCAGUACAACUCCUACACCAACCACUGUAACAUCCCCAACCACUCCGAAGCCAAACACAACCCCCAAGCUGACAACAACUAGCAAUCCGACAACAAUUAGCAAUCCGACAACAGCAACUGGUGGACAAACGGCAACAAGCACUCCAACAACAUCAACAACUCCUAAGCCAACUAAUAGCCCCACAACGACUGCGAAACCAGCCACUACAACUCAAAAGCCAUCCACUGGCACUGCCACGACUCCGAAACCAGUCAGUACAUCUUCUAAACCAUCUUCUGACACCCCCACAACUCAGAAACCAGCAACUUCAACUCCUAAACCCACCUCUUCCAACCCCACGACUGCGAGACCAACCACCACAACUCCUAAAUUAUCCUCUGACACCCCCACAACUACGAGACCAGUCACGACAACUCCUAAACCAACGUCUAGCACGGCCACGUCGCCGAAACCAGCCACUACAACUACCAAGUCAACAACAAUUAGCACUGCAAGUUCUACAACUCCGACACCAACCACCACAACUCCGAAACCAACAGCUUCGAUAGCGACAACAGCCAAACCUACCACCCAGCCGCCAACACCAAGCACAAGGACAACUUCCGGCCAGGACACCACCAAACUGCCACCUUGUGCGACUGAAGAUACAAACACAUGCACACCACAACAACAAAAACAACAACUAAACAACAUAAACAAAUCGAGCAGAAAUCUGUUGAUCGGAGAAAGUGAGCCACAAUCCUCGCAGCUGUCAAAAAAUUUAGUUUCUAGCGAGAUUAGCCUAGAUUAUAUGAACGAUGAGGCCGUGCCGGAAGUGGAAGGGCAUGUUGAGAGCACCACAGCCAAGUGGACAACGGAGCGACCACUAAAGAAACCGUCAACAAUGUCCAGCUUGGCCGCGGCACACAUACUCCAAAAGCUAUUCAAGGUGAUAUCCACAACAACCGCAGCGCCAAUAACCAGAGUCACGUUUGCACAGAUGGCCAGGCAUAAUCUGGCCACAUCCAAGCCAUUCAUAGCCGAGUCGCUGAGGCAGUCCAUCAAGCAACUGGCGGCGAACAAGAGCGAAUCAACAAAGCCAACAAAUUCCAGCAAAGAUCCCGCAGAUUCCGAGUACUACGAUAGCGAAUAUGAUACGGAUGAGCUGGAGAAUGUGCUCGAUAAAGAUAAUCUGAAGAAUGCCAAGCUAUCUGUUGCCAAGACGCCAACAAUCGCAACAACAACGACUACGAUAUCGACAAUUGGCACAAGCUCAGUUGAGAGCACAACCAGAGCCAUGCCCAUUCGCACAAAUGCUGUCAUGGAUCUGCUGGAAACCAGCUCCAGCGUGCCUGUGCCGGCCAUAGUCAAUGCCAGCAUCUCCAAGGCAAAUCUGACUGACAAUGCCGACUACUCCGACAAUUAUGUGGAUUCGGACUAUGCCAAUGAUGAGCCCCUCCCUGAGCUAGAUCUGAAUGCCCACAAGAACACGCUAAUUCAACUGCUCAAGCAAAAGCUAAUCUUGGGAAGCACUACCGCUGCGCCCAGCAGCAGCACGAUACCCAGCUCCAGAGUUCCCGACGUGGCUACCGAAAAGCUUUCUGCUAAUGAAAUUGCAGGUACGACCAGAGAGGUAAGUGCGCCUAAGAGCUUAUUAAUGAGUCUGCUGAGGCAGAAGCUAAGCCGCAUGGCACUGGUCAAAAAGGCCACAGAGCAAAUGGCAACAAGCAGCACCUCAGCACCAGCCACGAAGAGCACAGCGCGGAGCACAACGACCAGCAGCUCGAAUGCAAACGGUAGCAGCAACUCGGAAUACUAUGAUGAUGAGGAUUACGACUAUGUUAACGAUGCGGAGGGCACGGCGGCAGCAAUUAAUCAGGAUGCACUUAGACCAGCAACAGCCAAGCGGCACUCCAUACACCCAUCGCUUAGUUUGCACGCACAGAAGCCGGGCCAAGCGUCGCCCCAGGUAAGCGGCGACGGGUUAACGAGCGAGGCCAAGACGCCACAAGUAAAAAUAUUUGCAUCCAAGACACAAAGUGUCCCGCUGCCGAAAGCCGCAUUUCUUAGGCAAUCGGCCAAUGAGGUUAGCGAAAGGUCAAAGCAUAAAUCAAAGAGUGAGGCAGACGACACCAAGACACGCACUACAAACACACGCAGAGAAAUACAGCAGUCGCUACCAAACAACAGCACAAAUACAACAAUAAAACCAACUACAACAACAACAACAACAACAAGCACCACAACAAUAGCUCCAACCAGAAGCAGCACACACUCAACAGCAGCUGCAGCAGCCACUCGCCAAGAGAUCCUCACGGUGAACAAAAAGCCGUGGCUGCUGCAAGCCCAGAAUCAAAGUGUACACCUAGCGCCGCUACAAAUGGCCAGCCAUAACCCAGUGACUCAUACGAAUCGUUCAUUAUUAGAGUAUACGACGGACGACACAGACACGGAGAAGGUACCCGAACUCAUACUGAAGGUAUAUGAGCCCAUCGAUGUGAAGGUCGUCUUCUGUCCCCGAAAUUGCGAUGAACAACACGAUCAUAAAUAUGACCCAGCUGAUAAUUAUAAGUCGAAUUGUACGAGCGGUUGUGAUACGCCCAAUCCUAAAACCAAUCACAGCGUAGAUUUAUGGUGGAAGCCGCUUAAGCUCAGCGACACGGCUGGUUUCCAGACAAUAACAUAGAUAGUUGAAGUACUUAAUAUGGCUAUACAACAUUAACUAAAUACUAAACUAAACCUAUAUGCAGAUAUAGACAUAUUUACAUAUACGUAAUCGUGUACACUUUAAUAAACAUUAUGAAUAAAUUA